AUGAGCGUUUCGGCAAGAUCUACUAGAACAGCAAGAACGAUUCGAUCCUACGGGGCGUCGACAGUAGAUAGAAAGGAGUUUUCCGGAUUGCAAAAGAUUGUUCCCUGCUCUUUAACAAAAAUCCCAACCUACAGCUGGCGAAUCACGUGCCCCGCUCGGCUUCGCUAUGUCGUGGACAUCAAGGAGACCCAGUUCUUCUGCAACUCCUGCCGACUCUACUUCAAAUGCUUGGAUGAUUUCUACCGGCAUAAAAUGAUCAAAGAUCAAAUUUCAAAGGCAAAAAAGGAGUUUCAAUACAUGUCAAUUACGCUCCGAAAAAUCGGUUACAACGUCAAUUGCGAUGGAAAAAUAAUGCUUCUGCCACCCGUCAAGACACAAGUGAACAACCAGACUUUGGGAAGAGGAAAAAAGAAGAAGGCAACUUUCGAACCAAGCCAAGCUCUUCCCGAGAGCCUCGUUGAGCAUAAAUUCUUCAAUGAGCGGGAGUUUGUCGAGGAACUCCGAUCUUGCAGAAGAAAAACUGAAAAAUUGCGAAGAAAUUUCAAAGCUUUUCGACUUGAAUAA
Oikopleura dioica is the source of this 564-nucleotide messenger RNA. NCBI's taxonomy places the organism in Eukaryota, Metazoa, Chordata, Appendicularia, Copelata, Oikopleuridae. The record is from the annotation of a GenBank genome assembly.